Molecule: messenger RNA, 4567 nt
Organism: Ziziphus jujuba (common jujube)
Lineage: Eukaryota; Viridiplantae; Streptophyta; Magnoliopsida; Rosales; Rhamnaceae
Product: DNA mismatch repair protein MSH6
Exons: 21
Coding region: 266-4258 (1330 amino acids)
Biological process (GO): mismatch repair
Cellular component (GO): nucleus
Molecular function (GO): mismatched DNA binding; ATP-dependent DNA damage sensor activity; ATP binding
Source: RefSeq, a predicted model, not a curated record
CGAAAGGUUCCCGCCAAAGAAAACCAGAGCGAAACAAUUUGCCGGGAAUUACGGGCAAUUUCCCGCCCUCUCUCAAACAUUAACUUUAUCGUGUCUAGUCUACUCUAAUUCCAGGUCGUCCUCCAUACUCCUCAUAAUAAAAAUAAUCAUUCAAUACCCUCCCUCAUCCUCAUUUUCCUACGACAUAUAAAAAACUAAAACCCUCCAUUUUCUCAGUCUUGAGUCUCAGUCUCUCUGCAAUUUGUAACAAUUUGCAAACUUGGAAAUGGCACCGACACGUCGUCAGAGCAACGGCCGAUCUCCGCUCGUCAACCAGCAGCGUCAAAUAACUUCCUUCUUCUCCAAAUCUCAUAUUCCCUCCAACCAAAACAACCCUACUAAAUCACCCAACCUUAACAAACACAGCCCCAACCGAAAUCCUAGCCCUAGCCCUACCCCAAACCCUAAUAGUCCAAGCCCUAGCACCCCCUCCCCUGUACAGUCCAAGCUUAAGAAGCCCCUCCUAGUCAUCGGCGCUUCUACUCCGUCUCCGACUCCAGCUUCUGUUAAAUCCUACGGUGGAGAGGUCGUAGGGAAGAGGAUAAAGGUGUAUUGGCCGUUGGAUAAGAGCUGGUACCAAGGCUUUGUGAAAUCCUUCGACAAGGAUGCUGGUAAACAUUUGGUUCAGUACGAUGAUGCUGAAGAGGAAAUGUUGAAUCUGGAAAACGAAAACAUCGAAUGGGUCCCAGAAUCCGUGAAGAAAUUUAAGCGAUUGCGAAGGGGUUCUUCUUUUGGUUUUGACAAGGCAGAGACUGAGAAUGAGGUGGACAAUAUCAAGGAUGAAGACGACGAGAGUAAUGGUGAUAGUGGUGGUGAUGAUUCCAGCGAUGAAGAUUGGGGCAUGAAAGGGGAGAAGGAGACGAUUGAUGAUUGUGAAGACGAGGAGGAGGAUAUGGAUUUGGACGAUGACAAUGAUGAUGAUGAUGAUGAAGAGGAGGUUCGAGCAAUGAAGUCGAAAGGAAAGCAGGGUGGGAAGGGAGAGUCAAUGAAGCGGAAGAUGAGUGGACAAGGAAAAGCUGGGUCUGCUAAGAAGCUUAAGGGUGGUGGUGAAGGUGUGAGCAAGGAUGCUUCAAAGGUUUCUUUUAUUGAACCUAAAAGUAGUGCCGAGAGUGAGAAGACAUCUAAUGGUAUGAAUAUUGUAUUAUCUGGUGAUGCCUCAGAAAGGUUUAGUCUGCGUGAAGCGGAGAAGUUGCACUUCCUUGGGGAACAGCGUAGGGAUGCAAAAAAAAGACGUCCUGGAGAUGAAAACUAUGAUCCAAGAACCCUAUACUUACCUCCCGAUUUCUUAAAGUCUUUGUCAGGAGGCCAGAGGCAAUGGUGGGAAUUUAAGUCGAAGCACAUGGACAAGGUUCUAUUUUUCAAGAUGGGGAAAUUUUAUGAACUCUUUGAAAUGGAUGCUCAUAUAGGUGCAAAAGAACUUGAUUUGCAAUAUAUGAAGGGAGAACAACCUCAUUGUGGAUUUCCAGAAAAGAACUUCUCAAUGAAUGUUGAGAAACUGGCUAGAAAGGGUUAUCGAGUACUUGUUGUAGAGCAGACAGAAACACCUGAACAGUUGGAACUUCGUCGGAAAGAGAAGGGUUCUAAAGAUAAGGUUGUGAAACGAGAAAUAUGUGCAGUGGUUACCAAAGGAACGCUUACUGAUGGAGAGAUGCUGUCAGCAAAUCCUGAUGCUUCUUACCUAAUGGCAGUGACUGAAAGCUGUCAUAAUUUGGCAACUCAAACUGCGAAGCGCAUAUUUGGGGUUUGUGUGGUUGAUAUUGCAACCAGCAGGGUCAUUCUUGGACAGUUUGAGGAUGAUUCAGACUGCAGUGCCCUGUCUUGUCUCUUAUCCGAGCUGAGGCCAGUUGAAAUUGUAAAACCUGCCAAACUGCUUAGUCCUGAAACAGAGAAAGUACUGAUGAGGCAUACAAGGUCUCCACUAGUGAAUGAAUUAAUUCCACUCUUGGAAUUCUGGAAUGCUGAAAAAAGUGUUCAGGAAGUCAAAAAUAUCUAUCACCAUGCCAUUGAUAAAUCAAAUUCUAUGUCUUCAACUAGAGAAAACUUGCAUCCUGUUACAUCUAAUGCAGAAGAAGACUUAGGCUGCUUGCCAGAUGUUUUGUCAGAGCUAGUAAGAGCAGGCGAGGAUGGAAGCAAUGCACUUUCAGCACUUGGUGGCACUCUUUUCUAUCUGAAACAGGCUUUCCUUGAUGAGACAUUGCUUAGAUUUGCUAAAUUUGAGUUGCUCCCAUGUUCUGGUUUUAGUGAUGUUAUAUCAAAGCCAUACCUGGUUCUUGAUGCAGCUGCUAUCGAGAACCUUGAAAUCUUUGAGAACAGCAGAAAUGGAGACACAUUAGGGACACUUUAUGCACAAUUGAACCACUGUGUGACUGCAUUUGGAAAGAGGUUGCUCAAAACAUGGCUUGCAAGACCUCUAUAUCAUGUAGAGUCAAUAAAGGAACGCCAAGAAGCUGUGGGAAGUCUUGGGGGUGUUAAUCUACCUUUUGCACUGGAAUUUCGAAAAGCACUUUCGAGGCUUCCGGAUGUAGAGCGGCUGCUUGCACGUGUCUUCUCUAGUAGUGAAGCUAAUGGUAGGAAUGCUAAUAAAGUGGUUCUAUAUGAGGAUGCAGCAAAAAAACAGCUUCAGGAAUUUAUUUCAGUUCUUCGUGGUUGUGAAUUAAUGACUCAGGCAUGUUCUACACUUGGUGUGAUUUUGGAAAAUGUUGAAUCAAAACAACUUCACCAUUUGCUAACACCUGGUAAAGGACUUCCUGAUGUCAAAUCCGUUCUAACACAUUUCAAGGAUGCCUUUGAUUGGGUGGAAGCCAAUAAUUCAGGCCGUAUCAUACCUCAUGAAGGAGUUGAUUUGGAGUAUGACUCUGCCUGUAAGAAGGUGAAGGAGAUCGAGUCUAGUCUAACGAAAUACCUCAAGGAACAGCGAAAUUUUCUGGGAGACCCAUCUAUUAGUUUUGUUACAGUUGGAAAGGAAGCUUAUCUAUUGGAAGUGCCAGAAAGUUUACGUGGGAGUAUACCUCGGGACUAUGAAUUACGGUCAUCCAAAAAGGGAUUCUUCAGGUACUGGACACCAAAUAUUAAGAAGUCACUAGAAAAGCUUUCACAAGCUGAAUCUGAAAAGGAGUCCUCAUUAAAAAGCAUUCUGCAGAGGUUAAUUGGACGUUUCUGUGAGCAUCAUCUCAAGUGGAGACAACUGGUGUCCGCUAUUGCAGAGCUGGAUGUUUUGAUCAGUCUCGCAAUUGCAAGUGAUUUUUAUGGAGGACCAACUUGUCGGCCAAUAAUGAUGAAACCAUCAUGUACAAAUGAAGUGCCAUGUAUUUCUGCAAAAAGUUUGGGACAUCCUGUUCUAAGAAGUGAUUCUUUGGGCAAGGGUUCAUUCGUACCCAAUGACAUUACCAUCGGAGGUUCAGACAAUGCCAGCUUCAUUCUUCUCACUGGUCCUAACAUGGGUGGAAAGUCAACUCUUCUUCGCCAAGUUUGUUUGGCUGUGAUAUUGGCCCAGUUGGGAGCAUAUGUGCCCGCAGAAAGUUUUGAACUCUCUCCUGUUGACAGAAUUUUUGUUCGGAUGGGUGCCAAAGAUCAUAUUAUGGCAGGCCAAAGUACAUUUUUAACAGAGUUGUCUGAGACUGCCACAAUGCUGGCAUCAGCAACACAUAAUUCAUUGGUGGCAUUGGAUGAGCUUGGACGUGGGACAUCAACUUCAGAUGGACAAGCCAUUGCGGAAUCAGUUCUUGAACACUUUGUCCACAAGGUGCAGUGUCGAGGAAUGUUUUCUACUCACUACCAUCGGUUAGCUGUAGACUAUCGGAAAAAUCCCAAGGUUUCGCUCUGCCAUAUGGCAUGCCAAGUUGGAAAUGGAAUUGAUGCGGUAGAAGAAGUAACAUUUCUUUAUAGGCUGACUCCUGGUGCUUGCCCUAAAAGCUAUGGUGUUAAUGUUGCACGGUUAGCUGGACUUCCUGACUCCGUACUUCGUAAAGCUGCUGUCAAGUCGAGAGAAUUUGAGGCUACAUAUGGUAAGCAUAGAAGGGCAGAAAAAAAUUUGUACAUUCAAUGUUCAGACGACGAGGUUGUAGAAUUCAUUAAAAAUUUGAACAAGAUUGCUGCAAAGUUGAGCUAUCAUGAAUCUCCAGAGAGCAAGAGCAUUAGCUGUCUAACUGAACUACAACAUAGAGCAAGAAUGCUGAUGCAACAAAGUGGAAGUGUCAGAACUUUUGGUGUGGACCAGUGAUGUUACCCCUUUCAUGCAAUGUCAUUGACAUUUUUGCCAUCCAUGCUUUUACACUUUUUAAACCAAUAGAUUUCGAUUGCGCUUUUUAGCUAGAACAAGAAAAGCUUGCUUUGUAAAAUUGAUUGACAUCUUCAGGCCUAGUACUGUAUGUAUAUAACAAUUGUAUUGUCGAUUUAAGUGGGUUUCAACUUUCCAACGGACCGAAGGUUGUUGGCUUUAUGCCCAUGAAUUUUGUAAAAGAAUUUGGCUUUCUUCCGACUGACUUGUUUGUAAAGAGAACAGAUUGGUAAAGAUUUUUUUUUUCUUUUU